GCAGUCCGCGAUGGCCUAGACUUUUCAUAUGUUCAGCAGAUAACCAAUCAUGAGAGUGACCACGGCCGUCUCAGAACCGGCGUUGCACCGGUAUAAGUAUCAGGCCAUUUGUACUGGCAGCAUUCCACGGCUUAGAUUCACGCCAUCACGAUGAACGUCUUCAAUCCUCGCAUUCUAGAGGCUUGCAUACGAGAUGUGACGGCGCGCCUGACUGACCAUCAGAAAGCGUCUGUACUAUUGCAUGCACUCGAGCGACUGCCUGCAGAAGGAGGCUCUCGGGAGAUCAUGGAAAAUUCCGUUCAAGCACUCUUAAAGACCAAUGGGUUGCCGUGCGUAGACCUCACCAAGGCACUGAUUCUGCGUGCCAAAACGAGGCUUGUCGCUGGUUAUCGGACCUCUGCUCAACAGGAUCUUCAUUCGGUCUUAACGCUGGACCCCGACAAUCAGGACGUCAAAGACAUCAUUCAUUCUCAACAUCUUCGCCCUGAAAUGCUUCUCAGAGAACCCAAUGGACCUCCUCGUUUCUCCAUCGAAGUAUGGACACAGAUUGCCCUCUUCCUCCCAAAACGAGAUUUGAAAUCUCUCCUCCUAGUUCCCCAUCCGGUCUCUCGCAUCGCUAGUCAGCUUCUGUUUCGGGAGAUAGAUCUUCAUCUAACCCCGUUACACGAACUAACUGGGAUAGAUUCGGGUGUUUCAUUCGACGAUGCAUCGGACGUAGACCGAGAUCUUGACAAUUGGCAUCAUCAGCGUAGUGCUGAUAUCCUCACUCGCAUUCUUGUUGACCCCCAAUUUGCGGGGAAAAUUCGCACCUUGGGCAUUCAUGCCGCAUCGCACGACCUUUCGCAAUCGUUGGCAUUCCAAGUUGGCAUGCUCCUCAAUGCGCUCCCGAAAUUGUCAAAUUUGAGAAAGGUGCACUGUUCUGGGAGCAAGAAUCUCAUUUUGCGUGCCGUCCGAUGCAUGCACAAGUGUAUUCCCAAAAUUCAAGAGUUAUCACUCGAACUCGCGGACCCUUCGGUAGAUAUUGACAUACCAAGAUUCAAGCAUUUGACGCACUUCUCUCUAACUUCCGAAGGUGGCGAUCCCACUACCACCCAUAUCUUCAUUGCCCAAAGCCGCGAUACCCUCCGUGCACUCGCCAUCCAAAACAGUUGUUGGCAUUUCCCGGCGGAUGCCCUCUCACUCCGCCAACUCUCGAAUCUUGAAUUCGGAGGCCACCUCACGACGGAGAUGUUUUCAGAGAUCCUGUCUAACGGGUACCAGCUUGACUCCUUGAAGCUGUCGGGAUCACUGGAGUGUUCGCCGUCACCACUGUUUCGGCAACAUCGAUCCGCCCUCCCGUUCCUCCGCCAUCUUCAUAUCAGGAUUACUUCUCUAAAUCGGCACGUCCAAGAUCGUGACCUAUGUCCUUCCAUCUCUGAAUUUGUAAUACAUCGCACCCAGCUACGUACUUACCACCUUUUCCUUCCGUGUGGCGCGGAGAACCGCCGUAUCGGGUUUGACGCGUCAGCGUGGGGUGUCCUACCGGCAUUGUCGCAGCUGAGGAGUUUGGCGAUGACAAUUCCAGGCGACUUGUCAUUAGGCUUGGCGGGAUGGCUCGUCCCAAGGAACGUCAGUGCGCUGGUGUUAGAUAUGGAAGGGGCAGCGGUAGACGUGGUAUCAUUUUUGAAGCAAAUUCGCCCCGGCAUCCCCACUUCGUUGAAGUAUGUCGGUAUCACGAACACGCGUAUUCGAUCUGCACAAGUCGUCGUCGAGCAUGGGUUUCCACAGGUACGUGUCGUCGCGAUCGGGCAAAACGUGUGGAGCGUAAUCAAGGGCCGUUCUGCUGAAUUUGGGAGCUCCGAUGCAUUACGUGCUGGGAAGAGUGUAGAGGAGGCAGGGCAGGUAUCCGAUAUAAGCGUGGAACAGUGGCCCUAUCGUAGGGUAAGGUUCCAUCGGAAGGAGUGGCUAGAGUUGAUGGAGUGCGGGGAUGCGGUAUGGAGGGGUGUCGGUGGCUAAGAAGAUGUGUUUGUAUGAUGUGAUGAGUUCGCAAUGGAUAAUGAUACUAAUCUGGAAUGAGCAGAGGGCCUGGCGAAUAAAGUUUGAAGCGUGUGCCAUGUGGACGCUGGUUUCUUAUCCGAGAGAGACGGUCUUCGGCUUCUAGUAAACGAUAAGGAGGUGUGGUCCCUCGUGCCUGGCUCAUCCCCCAACGCAAAAGGAAUGUCAAGUACUCUUUUUGUCUGAUCUCAGGGCUCUAAAAGGCGCAGCGCGUACAGCCCCGGGGUAGAUACAAUCAUGCGAGUAUUGAGCAGGAGCUAGCAAGUUACAAUACGUGCAGGUUGCCGACCACAAGACUCCAGGGGGGAUCAAAACUCUCAGUCUAAACGUGGGAGUAAUGCGCC
This is a messenger RNA of Pisolithus orientalis, 2378 nucleotides long. RefSeq lists its product as uncharacterized. Lineage: Eukaryota; Fungi; Basidiomycota; Agaricomycetes; Boletales; Pisolithaceae. The record is from RefSeq and is a predicted model, not a curated record. The transcript is spliced from 9 exons. The coding region runs from base 151 to 1995 and encodes 614 amino acids.